GCAGAAGCUGCAGAUGCUCUGGGAAAGAGCCGGUUGGUAAAAGCUUGAGCAACAUUAUCUCCUUGGUCUUCAGACGGACCGUCAGGCUGUUUUCAAGGCUGGCUUCUCACAAGAUGGCUCCUACUAAUGUCAUUCAAUACUCUUCAGAAGCAGGAUGCAGAUGUCCAUUAGAGUCCGAGCUGCAUAAAGUGCUGCAGCAAAGGAUUAUGGUCCUGGACGGUGGCAUGGGAACCAUGAUCCAGCAGCACACAUUCGAAGAGGAAGAUUUCAGGGGGGAUGAGUUUAAGGAGCACCCUCGUCCCCUGAAGGGCAACAAUGACCUUCUUAGUCUCACACAGCCGGAUGUUAUUUACACAAUACACAAGGACUACCUGCUGGCUGGUGCUGACAUCAUUGAGACCAACACAUUCAGCAGCACCUCUGUGGCCCAGGCAGAUUAUGGACUUGAACACAUGGCUUAUCGUCUCAAUAAGGUGUCUGCGGAGCUCGCAAGGAGGGCAGCUGACGAUGUCACCAAACAAACUGGUUGUAAACGCUAUGUUGCCGGGGCAGUGGGUCCCACCAAUAGGACCCUGUCUGUAUCCCCGUGUGUGGAGAGGCCUGACUUCAGGAAUAUCACAUUUGAUGGGCUUGUAGAAGCCUACUCAGAGCAGGUCAGAGGUUUAUUAGAUGGAGGAGCAGACAUCCUGCUGGUUGAAACUAUCUUCGAUACUGCCAAUGCCAAGGCUGCCUUGUUCGCCAUCGACCAGCUGUUUGAAAAGAGCUACGAAAGGAAACCUAUAUUUAUCUCAGGGACCAUUGUUGACCGGAGUGGACGUACGCUGUCUGGUCAAACAGGAGAAGCCUUUGUUGUGAGUGUAUCCCAUAUUAACCCUCUAUGCAUUGGUCUGAACUGUGCCCUGGGAGCAACAGAGAUGAGGCCGUUCAUUGAGGCUAUAGGAAAAAGCACCACAGCUUUCAUUAUCUGUUAUCCCAAUGCAGGUCUUCCCAACACAUUUGGAGGAUACGAUGAGACCCCAACAGUAACAGCCUCCAAUUUAAAGGAGUUUGCCAUGGAUGGACUAGUGAAUAUUGUAGGAGGCUGUUGUGGGACCACUCCAGGACACAUCAGAGCCAUAUCUGAAGCCGUCAAACACUGUAAACCAAGAGUUCCUGCUGCUGAUAUUUAUCAAGACUACAUGCUGCUGUCAGGUUUGGAACCAUUCAGGAUUGGCCCUUUCACCAACUUCGUUAACAUUGGUGAGCGCUGCAACGUGGCUGGCUCACGUAAGUUUGCCAAGCUGAUCAUGGCAGGAAACUAUGAGGAGGCUCUGAGCAUCGCUAAAGCUCAGGUGGAGAUGGGUGCCCAGGUCCUGGAUAUAAACAUGGAUGAGGGGAUGCUGGAGGGGCCAGCAGCUAUGGCCAAAUUUUGCAACUUAAUUGCUUCUGAGCCAGACAUCGCACGGGUUCCUCUCUGUAUCGACUCCUCUAACUUCGCAGUGAUCGAGGCCGGGUUAAAAUGCUGUCAGGGGAAGUGUAUAGUCAACAGUAUCAGCCUGAAGGAAGGAGAGGAUGAGUUCUUGCGCAGAGCUGCCACUGUGAAGCGCUACGGGGCUGCUGUGGUGGUCAUGGCCUUUGAUGAGAAGGGACAAGCGACAGAUACAGACCGUAAAGUGGAGAUCUGCACUCGGGCCUACAAGCUGCUGGUCAGCAAAGUGGGAUUCGACCCCAACAACAUCAUCUUUGACCCCAACAUCCUCACCAUCGGUACAGGCAUGGAGGAACACAACGAAUACGCCAUCUACUUCAUCAGAGCCACCAAACUUAUUAAGGAGACAUUACCAAGAGCCAGAGUCAGUGGAGGGCUGUCCAACCUGUCCUUCUCCUUCAGAGGGAUGGAGGUCAUCAGAGAAGCUAUGCAUGGAGCAUUUCUCUACCAUGCUAUAAAGGAUGGCAUGGAUAUGGGGAUAGUGAAUGCUGGGAACCUACCAGUCUAUGAUGACAUAGAUAAAGAGCUGCUGUUACUGUGUGAAAACCUCAUCUGGAACAGAGAUGCUGACGCUACUGAGAAGCUACUUGCCUACGCACAGAACAACAUGAAAGGAGCGAAGAAGGUGGUUCAGACAGAUGAAUGGAGAGAAGCAAGUGUGGAGGAACGACUGGAGUACGCCCUGAUUAAGGGUAUAGACAAGUAUGUAGUGGAGGAUGUGGAGGAGUGUAGAGCUCAGACUGACCGCUACACUCGACCCCUUCACAUCAUCGAAGGCCCCCUUAUGAACGGUAUGAAAGUGGUGGGAGAUCUCUUUGGAGCUGGAAAGAUGUUCCUUCCACAGGUGAUCAAGUCGGCUCGCGUUAUGAAGAAGGCGGUGGGCUUUUUGAUUCCAUUCAUGGAGAAGGAGAGAGCCGAGAUGAUGGCAAUGUUGGGGUCAACUGAGGACGUGGAUCCCUAUCAGGGCACCAUACUUCUGGCUACAGUGAAGGGAGAUGUCCAUGAUAUUGGCAAGAACAUUGUUGGCGUGGUUUUGGGUUGCAACAACUUCAGAGUGAUCGACAUGGGUGUGAUGGUUCCCUGCGAUCAGAUCCUCAGAGAGGCCAUCAGACAGAAAGCAGAUAUCAUUGGUUUGUCUGGUCUCAUCACCCCCUCUCUAGAUGAGAUGAUCUAUGUGGCCAAAGAGAUGGAGAGACUUGGAAUGACAACACCACUGCUGAUUGGAGGAGCCACCACAUCAAAGACACAUACAGCAGUGAAGAUCGCCCCUCGCUACAGUUCUCCUGCUAUCCAUGUUUUGGACGCCUCCAGGAGCGUGGUGGUGUGCUCACAGCUCCUGGAUGAGGCAGCGAAGGAGGAGUAUUUUGAGGACCUGAAAGAAGAGUAUGAGGAGAUCAGACAGGAGCAUUACGAGUCCCUGAAGGAUCGUCAGUAUCUGUCUCUCUCCCAGGCCAGAGAGAAGGCUUUUCAUAUUGACUGGCUCUCUAUGCCCACACCAGUGUGUCCUCAGUUUCUGGGCACCCGUGUGUUUGACUGGUACGACCUUAACAGUCUGCUGGACUUCAUCGACUGGAAGCCUUUCUUUGAUGUGUGGCAACUAAGAGGAAAAUACCCCAACAGAGGUUACCCCAAGAUCUUCAAAGACAAGACUGUUGGUCUGGAAGCUCGGCGAGUCUUUGAUGAUGCCCAGCGGCUGCUCAGCGAGAUGAUUGGCAGUGGUAGUCUGGAGGGGCGGGGUCUGGUGGGCUUCUGGCGAGCCCAAAGUGAUGGCGAUGACAUCCAUGUGUACAAAGAUGAUGCAACAGUACACACCAAGCCCAUUGGCACAUUUCAUGGCUUACGGCAACAGGUGCAGAAGGACAGCUCCAGUUCAGAGCCCCACCUGUGUGUGUCUGACUUUGUUGCCCCCGUAGACAGUGGUGUGGCAGACUACAUCGGUGUGUUUGCUGUGUCUGUGUUUGGAGCUGAGGAGCUGAGUCAACAGUUCCAGGCUCAAGGAGACGACUACAGCAGUAUCAUGGUCAAAGCGCUGGCUGACCGUCUGGCCGAGGCCUUCGCUGAAGAGCUCCAUGCUCGUGUGCGUAAGGAGCUGUGGGGCUACAGCACUGAUGAGGAUCUGCAGGCCUCAGACCUCCACAGAAUUCGAUACCAGGGCAUCAGACCUGCAGCUGGCUACCCAAGCCAGCCUGACCACACAGAGAAGACCACCAUGUGGAGCCUGGCCGGGAUCCAGGAGAAGACGGGUAUUUGUCUGACGGAGUCCCUGGCCAUGACGCCAGCUGCCUCAGUGUCUGGACUUUACUUCUCCAACCCUCAGGCGUCAUACUUUGCUGUGGGAAAGAUCACCAAGGAGCAGGUGGAGGACUAUGCCAGGAGGAAAGAGAUGUGUGUGGAGGAGGUGGAGAGAUGGCUGGCUCCCAUACUGGGUUACGAGAGUGAGGCGUGAGCACUGUACCAUUCCAGCAGUAAAGUUGACCACACAGGCAUCAGGUGUACAGCGCAACCAUUCCACUGUAGCUCACACAGGUUCUCACUGGCUGUUUACAAAGGGAUGCACUGAGCUGAUGCGGUCUUAUCACUGUACUCGUGUUUUUAUUGUACAUUUCAGAACAUUCAAAAUCUUCUUUAGAGCCCUAUGUGCCAAUAGUAUCACUGUUAAACACACACAGACAUUGUAUGUAAUGAUAAAGAGAUCUGUGUAAAGCAUUCCAUGCUUAUUUUGGGAAGAUCUAUCAGGUCUACAGAUGGGGUUAAAUAUUCUUUGACUUUUACAUUUGUGUUUUCCAUAGUGCUUCUCAAGAAAAAAAAAUCAUCAUUAUUAUUUUGCUCACAACAUUAUUAUUUUAGAAGUCAUCCCUGUGCUGGAAUAUGUUCAAGUUAGUCAGUAGCUGUGCCAACACUGAUUAUUUACUGUUAGUGAGACUUCAGUUUGCCAAUUAUUUAAACAUUUUAAAAAGAGUAUUCAUCCAUUUCCUAUAAUUGGGCAAAACAUCAAUAAUUAUGGUUUUCUCAAAGAGGGACUUCAAUAUUUUGGCAAUCCUGAGUAAAAUGAGAAGAUUAAUAUCAAUUUCAUGUCUGUGGUAAGCAUGGAUGUGGUUAGCCUAGCUUAGCAUAAAGACUGACAGAGAAAUGGGGGGGAAACUGUUAACCUAGCACAGCAAAAGUUAAAGCUUGCUCUAAGCCUCAUUUAUUUGAUUUUUUAAAAAUGUUUACACAAACAUAAAUGUUGAUGAACAACAAUUUAUCCAUCUCCAUAGUAUUUCUGUCUAGCAUUUCUGCCCCUUGCUUCCAGUCGAGAUGCUAAGCUAGGCUAACAACAUGCUUUCUCCAGGAGACUGGAGAUAGAUAUCAAUCUUUGCAUCUAACUCUUCCAAAGUAAGUGAGUAAGUACAUUUCCCAAAGUGUUGAAGUCUAACUUUAAUGAAGAAAUUAUCUUCAGGGAAAAAAAACAAAUAAUGAUAAUUAAGAUCAGUAAAUUUCUGAACAAAGAAGUAGUAAAAAAAGACAAAGAAUUUGUUGUUACAUUUUGUGGCAGCUGUCAAUAUAUGAUUAUUUUUUAUUACAGUUUUAUACAUGGUGGUACAGGCCAAUUCCUUUGAACUCAAAAAGUAUUGAGGUAAAAGACCCAAAGUGUGGUAGAUGUAUGUCAAAUGUUACAAUCUUUAAUGGAGACCUAAACCAAAAAGUAUUAAAGCAAAUGUAUUUACACUACAAACAUAAAGUAAACCCUGGACACAUGUGGUUUAUAAAUUGUUUUACAUAUUAAUUUAUUUCAGUUAAUUUUGAUUAUUUUAUUGAUUUUAUUUUACUUUUUUGUAAAAGUAACACCAACAUUUUCAGUGGUUUAUUAAUGUUAAUUACUUGAAAGGCAAACUAUUUUCUUUAAAGUGAUAAAGUUUUAAAUAAGUUAAAGCUUUAAUUGAUUUAGGUACUAAUUAAAAGGUUCACUGAAGAAGAAAAUUACAUAAUCCUUUUCUGUUAUUUCACUGACAAUUUUGUGGCUCUUUGUCCACCUUACAUUGAUGAUUUCUGUAAUUGUAAACAGUCAAAAUGUUAAACCUUGAAGGAUUAGGAAAUGCAGGAAAAACGAUUGUACCACCAUGUAAAGCUGCCAGUGAAACAAAUGUGAAUGUAAUCUUUGAUAAGAAACCAAACAGCUGUUGGCUUUAGGUUCCAUCCUGGUAAAACACAAUCAAUAUGUGCAUUAAUAUUAUGCAUUUACAAUCAAACAUGUUUUAUGUCGUUUCACUUUGUAU
Centropristis striata (black sea bass) is the source of this 5724-nucleotide messenger RNA. RefSeq names its product 5-methyltetrahydrofolate-homocysteine methyltransferase (gene mtr). Bases 114 to 3914 code for a protein of 1266 amino acids. The transcript is spliced from 33 exons. NCBI's taxonomy places the organism in Eukaryota, Metazoa, Chordata, Actinopteri, Perciformes, Serranidae. The record is from RefSeq and is a predicted model, not a curated record. Gene Ontology annotation, molecular function: zinc ion binding; methionine synthase activity; cobalamin binding. Gene Ontology annotation, biological process: pteridine-containing compound metabolic process.